AUGCCGGACCCGUAUGGACACAUCAAAAUUUUUGCCGACUUAUCAGCAGAAACACUACAGUUUAGGAAAAGUCUGACCCAGAUCACAGCGACCCUGCGAGAGAAGAACAUCGCCUACAGGUGGGGAUACCCAGCCAAACUACUGAUCCACCGCGAGGGGAAAAUGCACGUGAUACUCAACACUGAAAUGGGGCUCCUUAAACUCAAGGACUGGGGCAUACAGGUCGCAGAGGAAGAGAAACAACACCGCCCUAAAAUCCCCAGAGUACCAAGAGACUGGUCAACCGCAUGA
Pelobates cultripes (western spadefoot toad) is the source of this 291-nucleotide messenger RNA. The record is from the annotation of a GenBank genome assembly. NCBI's taxonomy places the organism in Eukaryota, Metazoa, Chordata, Amphibia, Anura, Pelobatidae.